AAUCAUCAAAGUCAAAGUCAAAGAGAGUGAAAAAGUCUGCUGUAAGUUUGAAAGUUGAGACGCCCGAUAACAAACCUUUAAGAGGUACCAGGCGCUCCCCUAGAAUCACUCAGAAGGUCAAGGUCUCGCUGACAAGCUCGAGGAUUGAAGUCUUGAAGGAAAAUGUUAAGAGAGGCCAGAAGAAGAAGGUGAAGGAGGAACAGAUGGAGGAGGAGGAGGAAGAGGAGGAAGAGGAGGAGGAGGAAGAAGAGGAGAUGAUGGUAGAUAUCAAACCUCUGAAAGAAGAGCCAGACUCUGAAAUGAGUGACGGUGAGGAGCUAGAGACCCCUGGUUUAUCAGAAUAUGAGAAGAGGAGGCUGGAGAACAUUUCAAAGAAUGCAGACUUCUUUGCUUCACUUGACAUCUUCAAGGCCAAGGAGAAUUUCUUGGCGCUUACACCGCAGGCCCAGAAACCCAAGAGACAGACGAGAGGACUUAAGAGCCAGAAGAGGGAGUCUGCUCCUGUGGAACGAAGGCCGCGCUCGCUCAGGAUACAGAACAAGAGCCCAGAUGGAGCAGAGUUGCCUGAGAACUUUAGAGAGCCAACGUAUACCCCUUAUGUUUCCGAUGUUAGAAGUCGUGAGAGGCUGCCCUCCGACCCGGUCAAGAUGGAUGCCACCAAUGUCAAGAAGGAGGAGAAGACAGAUGCAGGGACGGACUUUGUAGAAGGUCUCGCUGCCCUCGCCAGGGGUGAAAAGACCAGUGUCGCAGCUGACGACAAGGACUUGAACAAGUUUGCGUCACAACUGCAGAAGAUGAAGAUGAAGCCUCGAUACAUGGCCAAGGUGGUGCCUGACCGCAUCUUCUCCGUCGCUGUUCAUCCCUCGGUUGACAAGACCGUCGUAGUGGCUGGUGAUAAGUGGGGAAAGAUUGGACUUUGGGAUGUGAAUUCCACUGAAGGUGACGAUGGUGUCUUCCUGUUUGCUCCGCACACCAGGCCUGUUAAUUGCCUUAGAUUCUCACCCAGCGACCCUAACAAGCUCUUCUCUGUUUCAUAUGAUGGAACAGUUCGAUGUGGCGACUUCGCCAAAGCCGUGUUUGACGAGGUAUAUGUGGCAGAUGAAGAUGAAGUUAUCUGGACCAACUUUUUUGAUUUCAUGUCGGCAGACGGUAGCUCCCUCCUUGUAACGCAGAAUGAUAGGACUGGAAACGUAGUUGUAGUUGACACGCGAUCGAGAAAGGGUGGAGAGAAUGUUUACAAUGUACAUUCAAGGAAUGCAAAGACAGUCUCGGUCCACCCCACAAUGCCACACUACUUCGUCACAGCUUCAACUGAUCGUACUGCUGCAUUGUGGGAUAUCCGCAGCAUGAAGGGAAAGGGAACCAAUAAACCAAUUGCUGAGAUGCCUCAUUUUAAAUCUGUCAGCUCUGCAUUCUUCUCACCGAUCACUGGUUCAAAGAUCCUUACAACAUCUCUGGAUGACAAAAUCAGCAUCUUUGAAACUGAGAGUGCUAAGGAGGGUAAAGUGACCGGUGUAAAGAGAACUUUGUGGCAGAGCCAUAACAACUGGACCGGCCGAUGGUUAACGGUAUUCCGUGCAGCCUGGCAUCCCAGACGAGAAGAUGCCUAUGUUGUAGGAAGCAUGUGCCAACCACGAAGGAUCGAGGUGUUUAGCUCCAAGGGGAAGCUCGUCCAUCAAUUCUUUGACGAGUACCUCGCAUCGGUGUGUUCUAUCAACGAAUUUCAUCCUACAAGAGAUCUGCUGGUGGGUGGCAACUCCAGCGGGAAGCUUCAUGUCAUCAUGGCAUAAACCAGGGGGGCGCUUCACAAAACUUGUCAUCAGUGACACAUGACAGUUUUUGUUAUAAGCUACUGAAAUCCUUGCUUCUGCAGAUUUGUCACUGGUUUUCGUCAUUUGUCAUUGGAAAAAGGCUUUGUGAAAUGGGUCCCUCGAGAGGUCACUCUGCCACCGUUUCAUCUGCAUCGUGGACAUCUUAGCUGGUCUUGGAGGUUUGUUAUUUCUUCUAGUGAGAACUUGGAUCAGUGCGCUCUUUAAAGACCUUUCAUUCCACAAGAGACUCCAGCGGCGAUCUUCAUGUCUUCAUAGCCUAAACUUUAGCCAAGAGAGUAAACUACAUUGUAGGAGAGGCCGUUCUGCCCGAUAUCAUCUGCAUCGUGGACAUUCAAGUUGGUCUUGGAGGUCCUUUAUUUCUUCUAGUGAGAACCUUGGAUCAGUGCGUUCUAUCAAGACCUUUCAUCCCACUAGAGACUCCAGGGGCGAUCUUCAUGUCUUCAUAGCCUAAACUUUAGCCAAGAAACUAAAACAGUGUGAGUAAAUUAGACGAGGCCAUUAUGACACUAUUUCAUCUGCAUCCUGGACAUUUAAGUUGGUCUUGGAGGACCUUGGAUCAGUGCGUUCUAUCAAGACCAUUCACCUCACAAGAGACUCCAGCGGCGAUCUUCAUGUGAACUUCAGCUAUGAGAGUAUGUUUUGACUUGGCUUAAUUGGCACUUGGGCACUUGGACACUUUAGUUGGCCUGGGCCCCCGUUUCAUAAAACUUGAAAUCAAUAAAUUUAUUUUUACAUCAACUUACCUGCAAAUUGGAUAUUAAAGGUACUAUGUCCCUUUUGCA
Molecule: messenger RNA, 2614 nt
Organism: Strongylocentrotus purpuratus (purple sea urchin)
Lineage: Eukaryota; Metazoa; Echinodermata; Echinoidea; Camarodonta; Strongylocentrotidae
Product: WD repeat-containing protein 76
Exons: 14
Coding region: 204-1790 (528 amino acids)
Biological process (GO): regulation of DNA damage checkpoint
Cellular component (GO): nucleus
Molecular function (GO): DNA binding; protein binding
Source: RefSeq, a predicted model, not a curated record